Messenger RNA from Drosophila innubila, 1685 nucleotides. RefSeq names its product homeobox protein unplugged (gene unpg). Lineage: Eukaryota; Metazoa; Arthropoda; Insecta; Diptera; Drosophilidae. The record is from RefSeq and is a predicted model, not a curated record. Gene Ontology annotation, biological process: regulation of transcription by RNA polymerase II; regulation of nervous system development. The transcript has 3 exons. Bases 48 to 1544 code for a protein of 498 amino acids. Gene Ontology annotation, molecular function: RNA polymerase II transcription regulatory region sequence-specific DNA binding; DNA-binding transcription factor activity, RNA polymerase II-specific. Gene Ontology annotation, cellular component: nucleus.
ACGGUUCACUGCGUCACGUGUCGCGCUCUUUAAAUUGCUGUCGAAUAAUGCAAAACGAGCAGAUGGCGCUGCUGCCGCCGGUGGAGAACAGCACCAAAUUGGUCAGCAAACCAUUUCCAAAGCCCUUCUCCAUUGAGAGUCUGAUUGCCAAUCAAACACCAGCCGUUGUUCCGGAACAAGCGGAACUGGAGCAGGAACAGAGUCACGAGCGGGAGCGCGAUCGCGAACGGGAACUGGAUCGGGAACGGGAUAGUGAUCGGGAGUUUAAUGCACGUGCCAUUGUGGCCAGCUCGGCGCUGGGUCUCACACAGUUUCCGCUGUACAAUCCCUGGCUGCACGGCUACUUUGCCCAGAAUCAUGAACGGCUCUCGCAUUUAAUUGCCGGCGGUUGUUACCUGGGCACACCCUUUGCCGGCAAGGAGCCGCCACCACCGCCGCCGUCCCAACCGUCACAUGCCUUGGAUAACAUAAGCCUAAGUCCGUCAAAGCCCAACGAUGCCGAGUUGGCGCAUCGCCUGUCACUGCCCCAUCCGCAACCGCAUCCACAUCCGCUGGACACCCGUUUCCUGCCCUUCAAUGCCGCCGCUGUGGCAGCAACAACGCCAUCGGAUUUGAGCUAUCGCCGCCUUGCGGAACUUAUGAACCAGGAUUAUGUACACAAUCUAAGCAUGCACUCGCGUCUCCAGCACAUGUCUGCAUCGCGGGCACAGGAGGAGAGCCAGCAUCAGGCACUGGUACCACCACAACAGCCCCAAUCUCCCCAAGAGUCAUCGCCCUCCAAGUCCAAGUCGCACAGUCCCAUUGAGCCGGCGGUGGAUGUGGGCAUGGAUGAGGAUUACGAGUGCAGCGGCGAUUCAUGCAGCGACAUCAGCCUCACCAUGUCCCCGAGGAACUACACGGCGGAGCUCGACAAAAGUCGCAAUGGAGCUUACACCAACUCGGACAGCGAGGACUGCAGUGAUGAUGAAGGUGGAAAUUCACGACAUGAGGCCGGCGGCAAGGAGUCCCAAGGCGGCGGCAGCAGCAGCUCCAAGUCCCGACGGCGUCGCACGGCGUUCACAUCGGAGCAACUGCUCGAGCUGGAGCGCGAGUUUCAUGCCAAAAAGUAUCUCAGCCUCACGGAGCGCAGUCAAAUAGCCACAAGUCUGAAAUUGAGUGAAGUGCAGGUCAAAAUCUGGUUUCAAAAUCGUCGCGCCAAAUGGAAACGCGUUAAGGCCGGACUUACGUCGCAUGGUUUGGGCCGCAAUGGUACUGCCAAUGGCACUAAAAUAGUGGUGCCCAUACCUGUGCAUGUGAACCGAUUUGCGGUACGCUCCCAACACCAGCAGCUGGAGAAAAUGUGCCUCAGCGGUCCCAAACCGGAUCUGCGCAAGAAGCUAUCAACGGAAGCGAUUAGCGGUUUCGAGAAGUUCAACGCUGGAUCUGGCAACGCUGUCGGUGUCGGUGUGGGCUUGGGCGUGGCCAUGGGCGUUGGUAUGCCGCCAAUGGGCGCACUUGCCCCCAGUCCCGCCACCUCAUUGGCCCUGGCACGCAGUAUUUAUUAAGCUUGAACAGGAAUUGAAAUGUUUUCUUUUUAUCUGAGUUAUCUUUGUAUAUAAGCAAGUCCCUUUUAGCAGCCCCUAAGCACAUACAAUUUGACCUAAGUGUGGAAACAAAGUUUUGUAAAUAAACAAAAUUGAAUUCAA